This is a messenger RNA of Indicator indicator, 913 nucleotides long. RefSeq names its product ATP synthase peripheral stalk-membrane subunit b (gene ATP5PB). The transcript is spliced from 7 exons. The coding region runs from base 38 to 796 and encodes 252 amino acids. Gene Ontology annotation, molecular function: proton transmembrane transporter activity. Gene Ontology annotation, biological process: proton motive force-driven ATP synthesis. The record is from RefSeq and is a predicted model, not a curated record. NCBI's taxonomy places the organism in Eukaryota, Metazoa, Chordata, Aves, Piciformes, Indicatoridae.
GACGCGGGGGUCGUGCCGCUACCUGCCCUCUCCCGCCAUGCUCUCCCGCCUCGUUCUCCGCGCCGCCCCGGCCGCGCUGCGGAGCCUGCCGCCUCCUGUCGCCGUGGGGGUAUUGCACACUACAAGACCUCUGCAUACAAGCCAGCAGUGCUCAGCUCCUUUGCCCCCUCUGCCUGAGAAAGGAGGAGAAGUUCGUCAUGGUUUGAUCCCCGAGGAGUUUUUCCAGUUUCUCUAUCCUAAAACAGGAGUCACAGGGCCUUACAUGCUGGGAACAGGCCUCCUGCUCUACCUGCUGUCUAAGGAAAUCUAUGUGAUUAACCAUGAGACAGUGGCAGCUGCCUGCAUAUUGACAGUCAUCAUCUAUGCUGUAAAAAGAUUUGGGGGUGAUGUAGCAGCUUUUGCUGACAAACUUAAUGAGGAGAAAGUUGCUACUGCUUUGGCUGUGAAGAAUGAGGCCAUCAAAGACCUGGAGAGUGCCAUUGAGCAGGAGAAGAAGGAGCAGUGGCGGGUGGAAGGCCGCAGUUACCUCUUUGACGCCAAGCGGAACAACAUCGCGAUGGUGCUGGAGACUAAUUACCGAGAGCGGUUAAUGACUGUGUACAACGAGGUGAAGAAGAGGUUGGACUACCAGGUGGCUAUGCAGAACCUGAGGCGUCAGAAAGAACAGGAACACAUGAUCCAAUGGGUGGAGAAAAGUGUUGUUCAGAGCAUCACACCUCAGCAGCAGAAGGAGAGCAUUGCCAAGUGCAUUCUGGACCUGAAGGCGCUGUCGAAGAGCGCGCAGGCAGCGGUGUGACCACGUCUGAUGCCACUGACCCCUGCCUCUUGGCUUACUGUUGGAAGCUGUAUGGUUCUAAAGUAUCAUUAAAGAAACUCACCAGUCCUUCUGCUGUCUUCACUGCCAGUGGCAACA